This is a messenger RNA of Chiloscyllium plagiosum (whitespotted bambooshark), 339 nucleotides long. The record is from RefSeq and is a predicted model, not a curated record. Lineage: Eukaryota; Metazoa; Chordata; Chondrichthyes; Orectolobiformes; Hemiscylliidae.
AUGGUUCUGCGCAUUGCUGUAAACGAUUUUACAUCCCAUUCGCCUUUGAGUGAAAAGUUUGGAGCAUCACUAAGUGAGUGCAGACUGCUAAUGGAAUAUGCAAAGGCUUUGAAUUUGGACAUCAUUGGUGUUAGUUUUCAUGUCGGAAGUGGCUGUACUGAUCCAAAGAUUUUUGCUCAGGCUAUAGCUGAUGCACGUGUUGUCUUUGAUAUUGGGAUUCAUCUUGGAUUUCAGAUGUAUUUACUUGAUAUUGGAGGUGGUUUUCCAGGAACUGGAGAAGACAAAGUUACAUUUGAAGAGGUAGAACAGUUAUGAUCCCUGCUAAUGUUACUGAUGGAC